This is a messenger RNA of Geodia barretti, 1074 nucleotides long. NCBI's taxonomy places the organism in Eukaryota, Metazoa, Porifera, Demospongiae, Tetractinellida, Geodiidae. The record is from the annotation of a GenBank genome assembly.
GCAGCAUGCAGCAGGGAGGCUGCCAACUGGAGGUCUUUAAACGGACUUGUCCGUAAUUUUGAUACUAAUCUCAUAAGGCCACUCCAAGUUGUAUACCGGUUUCUGGUCCGCCGCCGGCACCCCAUUUCAAGAGAACGCCAUUAUUUACUGCCCGCCCGCCCGCAUCUUCUGACCAGCAACUUGGAGUGGCCGCCUCUGAUACCCCGCCUCGCCAAUAACGAGACUAGGCUAGAAUCAUCCCCUGCAAUGGCGCCAGUUAAAAGAAAGAUCCACUACCGGCUUUUACUACUAAUGGCAUCGUUACUUCUCUUGGCGACCUGCUACUCAUUGAAUCAGCGCAGGCAGACAAGUGAGCUAGCAACUGGAAGGCAAACAGCACACGAGGACCCUACUGCUGCUACCUCGACUGCUACUACCCCCACCAAACUAAGCAGUAUUUCCACCGCUCGGAUCUCCCGCAACAUUUCUAAGACCAGCAUUUCUGCUGGAGUCCCCAGCACUACCCCGCCAUCGAUCUUGCUAGCACAACUUUUGAGCAAAUGGUUCAACGAGUCCGCUCUACCUAAAGUUCCAAAGGCACAGUUGCAGUGUUCUGAUGCCAUCUGUUCCAAUUUCUCUCUUCCGAACUUUAAAUGCAUGAAUAGAAUUCCAGACAUUGUCAAAAGAAUUGCGGCUCCGACCUGCCGAUUUCAAAAAGGGGAGUCAAAACCCAAAUACUUACUGACAAGCUUUCCUGGCAGCGGAAACACUUGGGUUCGACAAGUGCUAGAGAAAGCUACAGGAAUAUGCACAGGUUCCGUCUACUGUGAUCAUGACAUGAUGUUAUCGGGGAUGAUUGGAGAAGGCGUGGACUCUAGUUCAGUUUUGGCCGUCAAGACCCAUAACACUAAGGUGCAGGAGUAUUAGAGAGUCGGUAGACUCUCUAUAUAGGGAUGACACGGGUGAAAUCUCACGUGAUCCGCGUACAAAACGACUAAAAACUCGGUGAGAAACACUUCCUCGGCCUUCAAAACAUACUAGCAAUAGUCUACGGGCCCAUAUCUACCUAUACAUGUCCCCCAAGAGCUCAUACGC